Molecule: messenger RNA, 8294 nt
Organism: Oxyura jamaicensis (ruddy duck)
Lineage: Eukaryota; Metazoa; Chordata; Aves; Anseriformes; Anatidae
Gene: SLC38A1
Product: solute carrier family 38 member 1
Exons: 16
Coding region: 316-1785 (489 amino acids)
Biological process (GO): L-glutamine transport; amino acid transmembrane transport
Molecular function (GO): L-glutamine transmembrane transporter activity
Source: RefSeq, a predicted model, not a curated record
UCCACAUGCACACACCCGCGGCGGGAGGAGGAGGAGGAGCGGCAUCCUCUGCGUCCUCUGCCCUGCGAUUUAAUUCCUCCCCCCCUUCCCCGGGUCCUCCCGCUCGCGCCGCUGAGGUUAUUUUAUUGAAUUUCUUUAACGCAUCCUCGCUCCGGGGGUGCGGCCGCCGGCAGAGGGGGGGAUCCAUCGCACGCCGGGGGGUCCCCGCGGCUCCGGGGAAGGUCGCUGACACUGUGGCUGCAAUUUACCCGCCAGACCUCAACCAAACACUAACAUUUCGAGAAACAGUUGGAUACGUACAGUUCCUUGUCCAGGAUGCCGUUCAAAGCUGGAUUAGAACUGACUGAAUUGCAGAAUAUGACUGUCCCCGAAGAUGAUAACAUCAGCAAUGAUUCAAAUGAUUUCACAGAGGUGGAAAAUGGCCAGAUAAAUAGCAAGUUUAUCUCGGACCGAGAAAGCAGAAGAAGUCUCACAAACAGCCACCUGGAAAAGAAGAAGUGUGAUGAAUAUAUUCCAGGAACGACUUCUCUGGGAAUGUCCGUCUUCAACCUCAGCAAUGCCAUCAUGGGCAGUGGCAUUCUAGGCCUCGCUUUUGCAUUGGCCAACACAGGAAUUCUCCUUUUUUUGCUGCUUUUGGUUUCCGUGACGUUGCUGUCUAUUUAUUCAAUAUAUCUCCUGUUGGUGUGUUCAAAGGAAACAGGCUGCAUGGUAUAUGAAAAGCUUGGUGAGCAGGUCUUUGGCACCCCAGGGAAAAUGAUUGUCUUUGGAUCUACAUCUCUUCAGAAUGUUGGAGCAAUGCUGAGCUAUCUCUUCAUAGUCAAAAAUGAGCUGCCUUCUGCCAUAAAGUUUCUAAUGGGAAAAGAAGAAACUUUUUCGGCAUGGUACGUGGAUGGGCGGAUUCUUGUUGUCACAGUGACGUUUGGUAUCAUCCUCCCUUUAUGUCUCCUUAAGAACUUAGGGUAUCUUGGCUAUACCAGUGGAUUUUCAUUAAGCUGCAUGGUAUUUUUCCUCAUAGUGGUUAUUUACAAGAAGUUUCAAAUUCCCUGUUACGAAUUGGAGCUAAAUGCAACAUCACCUAUCCUAUCAAAUAGCUCAGCACAUGAGCAUAUGUGUAAGCCAAAGUAUGUUAUCUUUAAUUCCAAGACUGUGUAUGCUUUGCCCACCAUCGCUUUCGCGUUCGUGUGCCACCCAUCAGUCCUUCCAAUUUACAGCGAACUUAAAGACCGUUCACAGAAAAAAAUGCAGUUGGUUUCAAAUAUCUCAUUUUUUGCCAUGUUUGUGAUGUACUUUAUGACUGCCAUAUUUGGCUAUUUGACUUUCUAUGACAAUGUGCAGUCAGAUCUGCUUCACAAGUACCAGAGCAAAGAUGACAUCCUCAUCCUGACGGUGCGCUUGGCUGUGAUUGUUGCGGUUAUACUCACAGUGCCAGUGCUGUUUUUUACUGUACGUUCAUCAUUAUUUGAGCUGGCAAGAAAAACAAAAUUUGACUUAUGCCGUCACGUUGUGGUUACUUUUGUCCUUUUGGUUAUCAUCAACCUGUUAGUCAUUUUUAUCCCAACCAUGAAGGAUAUUUUUGGAGUCGUAGGUGUCACUUCUGCCAAUAUGUUGAUUUUCAUUCUUCCUUCAUCAUUGUAUUUAAAAAUUACGCAUCAGGAUGGAGCAAAACUGACUCAGAGGAUUUGGGCUUCUCUUUUCUUGGCACUGGGGAUAAUGUUUUCCCUAGUGAGCAUCCCUUUGGUAAUCUAUGACUGGGUACAGUCAGGCGGCAGUGCCGAAGGCCACUGAAGCUGACCUUCUGAAAAGGAGACAUCCCUGUUUGCUACACACCAAAAUCGCAACCAUCCGUUCUGUUAUCUAUUCCACCUUUUGUGAGUUUACUCAAAUCAAAUCCAAAUAAUGAUUUUCCAGUACUGAAAAUACUGUUAUGGGUGUAUUUUCUUGCAGAAAACAGACCCAUUUUUCCAACAGGCAUAUCACUCUGUCCCAUGAUACUGAGUUAUCAGAUCAGCGUUAAGUCUGUGUUAAUUGUUGAGAGACUAUAUAGAGCGUUGCUCAUAGGAACUCAUCACAAUUAGUUUGUUUUUCCUCUUCCACCCAUGAACUGUAUUGUUCCGUUAUUAUUCUUAGCCCUUGAACCAUAAGCUCUGCUCCUUUAAAGCAGCAGCAUUUGUUGUUAUCAAUCCCAGCUGGAGUGAUUGUCCCAGAUGUCAUCAGUUCACACCCUUUCCCUUUGCCUUUUAACCAAAACUCUGCUCUCGAAUUGUAUGCAUUCGGUUUGUUUGUUUGUUUGUUCUGUUGCUGUUUUGUGCACCAUUUGCCUCACCAAGUGUCGCAUUCUUGGUACAGACAGAAAAAGCACCAUGAGUGUAAAUGAGCAUUGUGUAAACCUAGGUCCUAAAUCUGGUGCUUCUCUCUGUAGCGUUGUGGUGGAGGAGCCAGCCCUAGUCUCGGCUCUUUAGUUGCUUUGGGGAGCAGACCUCUGUGUGUGUGUGUUUUUGCAAAGGGGUGCAGGGAGUAGGAGAGGGACAAUCACCACCAGCCACCAUUUCCCUGCUACAUUUCAGUUUGAACCUGGCCACCAGUAGACUUGACAGCCAGCAAUGAGUACUUGAACCUGACCAGAAGCAGACGCUCAGAGAUAUCCGUAGGAAAUCUGCAUUUUCUUCAGCAUUAAACUGUUUGCUAAUGCCCUGUUCUUCUCAGAAAGAAAUGGCAAGCUCCAGUUUUAUCAAAACCUACAUGUUUAAUCAUACCUCAUGCCUUUUGCAUUCUUGGAUUCAUCUGUACACACCUACGGCCUUGUAGAGACUGGCUCCUCUCUUGUGUCUCAUCCUCCUCCCACUGAAGUCAGCAGGGUUUCUGACAGCAGCGGGAGUAGGAUCUGACUCACCCUACUAAACUACUGGAUAUCUAAUGGAAAUUGAAAUCUGUAACGUUUAUUUCAACAAACAUAAACAUUUUAUAUAUAUGAAAUGUUUUAUUUACAUUUCACAUCAAUUCUCCAUAGCAAUUACAGAAAAUACAUUAAAUUACUACUAGCAGAAACACUGUAACUUGCAUCUGUUGUCCACAAAACAAGCAUUUGCCUAAUGCCUUAUAGCUGGUGUAGAGAACUGCUUGUAGAGAUUCAAAUGCUAAGCAGGUGAUUGUUGACCAUCCUCAGCAGACAUCUAUUAGUGCACUGCCAGAAGCAUAAAUGUGAGCUAAAAAGUGUCUUCAGUUUUGCUCUUGAGAUGAAUCAGGCUCCCUCUGAAAAAAACUAUGGCUAAGGGGAGCCCUAGAUCACAUGCAAGGGCUACGUAAUGCCCUCUGUGUGUUUGAGAUGUACCUGUCAGUAUGCAGUGACCCUCUUGUUCCCUGUGGCUGGUUCAUUUCCAACUCCCAUUGUAGCUGUGGAAGGAGUCUGUCAUUAGCAGCACUGCCUGUGGGUAAUCUAUCAUUGCAGCUUGUUCUUUUUGAGGUCGGGGGUGGAGAAUUCAGGAUCCUGGGAUUUCUGUGAGCUAUUGAAUUGCCUCAGUUGCCACUGCCUUAUCCUACAUGGCUUGAACUUGGGAGUUGAGACUGCAGAGCACUUCUCAGGACCUUGGGAGUUGGUUUCUAAGGGUGACAUACAGAGAGGUUAGUUUGGGGCCUUACUUGGAAUUUAGGAACCAACAUGCAGAGAGGUCCUCAGAGCAGCCUGGCAGCAAGAACAAGUCCCCUCCCUUCUAACAAAGGCAUACUGGCCUACAGAGUGGGGCUCCUUCUACCUGUCCUGACCUGCCACACUUUCAUUCCCAGCGAUACAGGCUCCCAGCAAGCUCUCCAGCAUGACAUCCUUCCUCCCGUGCAGCCCAGGGUUUAAAACACAAACAGCUGAGCUAGAUGGGAUCAGGCAGGCUGAGGAUCAGCUGUUUGUGCUUUUCAGCAAGUGGCCUCAAAUGCCCGUGCCUGUGACAGCACAGGUCACCAGUUCUCCCACAACUCCCCUUUAUGUGAUCAAUACUGCCUUAGGUGGGCCCUCAUUCACAGAAGUCCAUACUGUAGCCUACAAGACCAGGGGUUAGUGAAACCGCAGAGAGAAUAACCUGUGCUUGCUGUCUCCUCUCAGCUCAUUCCGGGCAUCCUCCCAGCUCAGGACGUGGUUUGGGGUUUCCCUUUCACAAGCACACAACUCUUCCCUGGUAGUUAAAGCAGGAGCCUGGCAUCUAGCUGCUCUCUGAAUCAGAAAGACUUCUUACCAAGGCCUGUAGAGACAAGGCAAGGGGCAACACUUUUAAACUGGAAGAGGGUAGAUUUAGAAUGGGUGUGAGGAAGAAGUUUUUCAUGGUGAGAGUGGUAAGGCGCCGGAACAGGUUGCCCAGAGAAGCUGUGGAUGCCCCCUCUCUGGAAGUGUUUGAGGUCAGGCUGGAUGGGGCUUUGAGCAUCCCGGUCUGGUGGAAGGGGUUGGAACUAAGUGGUCUUUAAGGUCCCUUCUAACCCAAACCAGUCUAUGAUCAGUUUGCUGGGAUCACAUGUCAGGAUAUAAUCUCUCUGGAUCUCAUCCCAGAAAAAACUAACUCAGACCUGAGAAUGCUGUACAGUGUUAUCCUCAAAAUACUCCAGGGCUCUUCUGCUUUCCUUCCCCCUUUAUCCUCCUACUACUGAUUUUUGAGCGGUGACUCUCUGUGCACUGGGGGGUUGUAAAAGAGGAGAUCCUGGGAGGGAUUUUCAAAUACCCAGGUAGGAGCUAGAGGUCUGAUCUGCUGCAUGGGGUCCCAGAAAGGUCACAACUAUGACAUCUGCCCCCUAUCCAUAUUACGUAGUCUCGUGUUUCAAAUACUGACCAUUGACUUUUGACACCCAGCUACCCUGGACCUGAAGGGCUGUUGGGUGGCUGAUUGCUCUUUGCAUCUUCCUUAGUGUCCUCCAUCACAACCCUUCUCCCUCCUCUUUGCUCUUCUGCCUUCUUCUUUUUCCCAGUUUAUAUGUGUACUGGAGUUUUACUGGAUGAAUAGGGAGAAGGAUGAGCUGGGUGUGCACAGAAUGAAAUUACCCAAGGUACUGGACCAUCAAAGCAUAUCUUAGAUACUGAAAGACAGAUACCAUUUCAGGUAUCUCUAUUGAGUCUUUAAAUAGGCUUUUUUCUGGGUCUGUAAAAAAAAAAAAAAGAAAAAAAAAAGAGGGAAUUUUGCUUAGGCUGAUUUACUGGCAUCAUAUUUAUAGAUAUUUAUGGAAAGGAAUCAUGUGUUUAUUGAUGUCUGUGGUAAUGAACGUGAAAUAACGUGCUUUUUGUUUUCUCAUCAGGUUUAUACAUUCUUAACAGAAUGCAAUAGACCCUGCUGUAACUGUCAACAUCAGUGAUGGAUGACAAUAUUUGUAUGAGGUUAUCUGUAAAAUGUACUGCUGUUAUUCAGUUCAUUUGGAAUAGUGAACUUGUAGCCAACAAUGUACGAGUCCCACAUUUUAGCUAGGAUUUUAAGAGCACAGUGAAAUGCUGUAGGAGUUUCUCUGUUGUUAAUUAAUAGGAUCCAGAGUACCGUAUCUACUUAGUAGGUGGUAGCAUGCUUUCUUUUCAUAGAGAGUUUAUCACUAUCGUGAGCACUGCAAAUUUCAUAGACUAGAUGAAAAAAUGCUCCUAAUAACUGCAACAAAGUAAUUUAAACUUAUUUUUUGCAUAAUAGCAACAACUGAGUGGCGAAGGACAAGGAAAGACUAAAUAGAAGCAGGGGCUCCUGUUAAGAUUGCAGGAGCUAAUCUUACACUGAAAAGACAGCCUUGCUGCCUCUCCUAGUCCACAGCACAUUGCAAAGAAAAUAGCCUUGAGCUUAAACAACCCUUAUGGUUGCAGAAUACAGCUGCCCUUCUCUGGCCAGCAGCAAGCAUGCCUAGUAAGUAAAACACAGUGGAUUGUUACCUGGGAGCUGUGUGUUGGGAGCUGUGAUCUCUCUGGGUGAUGCUUGCUCCUGAUCAGAGGGCUAAUGCCAAAUCUGUGCACCAGCACAGACCUUUCCUAGGGCUGACACAGACCCAAGCAGUGCCCAUCCCCUGUGUGGGGCUGCGGGGGAAAGGCCAGCCCCAUCCUGUGAGGGCAGGGACACCCACCCCUUCCAGAGGGCUGCUGUCCUGAGCCUCACAGAGAUCCACAGCUUGUGCUCCCCUUGGAACAGGUCAUAUCUGCAAAUGCAGGUUGGGUGAUAGAUGGGUUUUGUCUGUACAUCUGCCUUACAAUGCACAAGCACCACAGCUCUCUCUGAUAUUGAGUAUUAACAGUAACAAUUAAUGGUAUCUCUAGCUCAUCGUUAAAUUUACAUGUUUCUUUGCUUGAGCCUUACAUUAAGGCUAAAGAGCAUCUUGGUCAAAACAAAACUUUCCAUGUGGUGUUGUCCCACCUCCAGUCCUACCGUCCCACCCUGGUGCCUUUAUGAGGGAGGCACAGCCGAAUGUAGUCAGGUCCAUCAGCGGUUCCACAAGAUGGCUUUAUCGCUUGGUGCCAGGGUGCUCGCUUAAACAGUUCCCCAGAGCACCUGGCAUCAGGAAAAUCCUUAUUUCCUAUAACACAAAGAAUGUUUUAUUUGUAUCUAAUGUAAGGAUUUCUGUAACAAACUGUGAAAAAAAAAAAAAAGAUAAUUAAUAAAAAGUACAGGGCUGGAAAGGUCUAGAAUUCACAGAUUGUACACAUGCCUAUGUUUCUGAAGACAAAUCUAUGCAGUUGUGUUGUAUUGUAGGAAAUUUCAUUUUUAUGUAUAUAUAUAUAUUGUAAAUAAAUAGGAUGCUGUAUAUUUUUGCAGUUGUUUAUGCCCUAUUAUAUAGAAGUGUUGAGAUAGGCUCUGCAUAUUAAGAAUAAUUUUAAUAGAUAUACAAAUACUUUAGCUUCAGACUUAGCAAAAUGUAUAUCCUUUCCUUUCUCCCAAGAGUUCACAAUUUGAAUCCCAAACUUGAAAUUAUAAUUACAUUGCUAAUGUAAUAACAAGAAAAAGAAAAAGGAAGGAAGGAAGGAGAAAGAAAGAAAGAAAGAGAGAGAGAGAAAGAGGGAGAAAAAAAGUGACCCAAUGAAAUUGCUAGGAAUAAUUCCAGCUCAGGUCUCCCUGUUUUCUCCAUAGCAAGUUAUCCAGUCUUACUACUGGGUACGAUAUCUCCCUGCAUAAAGUGCCCGCUUGGUACCAGGUACCUGUUCCUCAGCCGAGGCCAGGUGGCAGCAACAUGCUGAAAUGGACUUAUGCAGAAAGUGGAGCAAGCUGCAGCCAGCAGCCUGCCCCAGCAUUAUGCCACGCUGGGUUUCAGGCCUGUAUAUCAUUCCACAGAAGGUAACUAGUACAGAUGGAAGUCAGACCAGGACUUGUGCACUCCCUUUUCAGCCAGCAGAAAUGUAGAUCAGAAAAAAAAAAAAAGUAUCACGUGCCAGGGGUGAGUGACAACCAGAGCGAUUUGUUCUGUUUGUAGCCUGCUCCCUGCAGUUCCCUUGCUGCAGAGCCCUGUGGCUGCUCCUUCAAGACAGACCCAGGCAUGCAGCUAUUGUGUGCCCACAACACUAGCAUCUCCUGUGCUGGGAGAGCAUCCCCUGCCCAGGGACAGCUUGUACAUCCCUUGUGUGAUCAGGCGGACACCAACAUUUUGGUCAUGGGAUGGCUGCAUGUCCAGGGUGGGUUCGAUGGAAGGGGACAGGUGUGUAAGCCCUGAGAGUGCCUCCGUGGGAGCGCAGCCUCAGCGCUGCAGGCAAGUGCUGUCAAUAGUUUUGCAUAGGGUCUCUCACUGGUAAAGCGCAGAAGUGCUUUUUUUCAGGACUGAUUAAAAAUGGAGGUUGAGAAAUGCAUCUAAACAUAAUUGUAUGUUUUUCUUGUUUAAUUUAUGGUCUUGGAUGAAAAUGAAACUUGAAAUAACAUUUGCUUUAACCAUGAGCACAAAUUUGAGGAAAAAUUUAUAUGCAGUCACUUCUAUGGAGCUUUUCAAAUUAGUACAAGUGUACGUUUUGUUUUCAGUGUUACAGCCAACAAAAUAUAAUCUGUAAAGGUAUUUUUCCACAAGACUUGAACUUUAACGUGUUUACAGAAAGCUGUUUUUAGCAUCCCAAGAUAUGUUAAGGCUUACCCAGAUCCAGUAUAAACAAUACUGUUUGAAUGAUGUACACUUGAUAUGAGCUCAUCUCUAAUAGAUUGUUCAAGUGAGUGAAUGGUAAUAUUUUGCUCCUGCUAACAUCACCAUAUUUUGUGCUGUUCAUAUUCGAAUAAAAGAUGCAGUUUUUCAGUUUCUGUGUGUAAAUAAAGAAAAAAAAAUGUAUUAAGUUCUAUAAUCUCUGUUACCUCUAUAGUUUUUAAACAUUAAAAUUGUGAUCUAAA